Melanotaenia boesemani (Boeseman's rainbowfish) is the source of this 4755-nucleotide messenger RNA. RefSeq names its product myelin transcription factor 1-like, a (gene myt1la). Gene Ontology annotation, molecular function: zinc ion binding; RNA polymerase II cis-regulatory region sequence-specific DNA binding; DNA-binding transcription factor activity, RNA polymerase II-specific. The transcript is spliced from 19 exons. Gene Ontology annotation, biological process: regulation of transcription by RNA polymerase II. The record is from RefSeq and is a predicted model, not a curated record. Lineage: Eukaryota; Metazoa; Chordata; Actinopteri; Atheriniformes; Melanotaeniidae. Gene Ontology annotation, cellular component: nucleus. Bases 134 to 3769 code for a protein of 1211 amino acids.
AGAGCUGUCCCUUAAAUCCCGAGAUUAUACCAGGACACAGACCCGGUACAAGAGGUCUCCGGUUUUUGGUUCUGUUUGAUCAAAUCUGAGCCCUCAUGUUGGUUCCAGUUAAAACUUAAGAUGGUCUCUGAUCAUGAAUGUGUCUUCUGUCCACCUCAGUGUCUAUGGGUGUCCGUUGGCCAAGAAGAGGAAGGCUCUGGACAAACAACCUCUGGAACCAGCUGCCAAGAGGAGGCUCCUCUUCCUCACUUCCUGCCCAGGUGAGGAAGAGGAGCAUCCCGGAGCUGUUGGCAGCUUCCAGAACGAAGUCCUGCAAGCUGGAAAGGAAGCAAAGGAGCGAGGAGAGAUUGUGGAGGAGGACGAGGCGCAUGGAGAGAGAGAUGGAAAUGAGGAUGAAGACGGGGAGGUGGAGGAGUUUUCUGAGGAGGAACAGGUGGAGGAAGAGGAGGAGGAAGAGGAAGAAGAAGAAGAGAUAGAGGUGGAGAGAGAAGACAUGAGAAUAAGAGGUGAGCAGCCAGAGGAGGGGAUGGAUGAGGAAGAGGAUGAUAUUGAAGAAGACGAAGACCAGCAGGCAGAGGAAGAUGAACAGGAAGAGGAGGAAGAACAGGAGGUGCAGAAUCAUCAUACAGAGAACCAGUACAAAACCAGUGGACAAUCUAAGCUCCUCCCAGUCCAGAAGGACAACAACAACAACAGCUGCACCACUGGCGUCUCUAUCGGUACUGGACCCAGAGAGGAGUACGAGAACUACGACGAACUGGUUGCCAAGUCACUGCUCAACCUUGGCAAGAUUGCAGAGGACGCUGCCUACCAGGCCAUGACUGAGUCGGAGAUGAACAGCAAUUCCUCCAACAGCGGCGGGGAGGACGAGGACGAGGAGGACGGCAGCGAACAGGGUGACAGGAAGGGCGAGCUGAGCGUGGACCUGGACAGUGACGUGGUCAGAGAGACAGUGGACUCCCUGAAGCUCCUGGCCCAGGGUCACGGCACCAUGCUGUCCGAAGACAGCUACCCAGAAGGCAGUUUGGUGAACGGGACGACCGGUAUGGGGGUGAGGGCUCAGGGCAGGGAGAGCGGAGAGGAGGCGUGUCUCAGCAGUCUGGAGUGUCUGAGGAACCAGUGCUUCGAUCUGGCCCGGAAGCUGAGCGAGACGCAGCCGUUGGACCGGCCAGUCCUCCACUCGCUCCACCACCAACUCCAGAACCCAGCAGACCCUCAGGUGCUGCACCACCUGAACAGGUACUCCAAACCUUUACCCAGGUAUGACAGCUGCCCCCAGGGGACGCCAGAGGAUUCCCGGUCUCUGGAGCGCAGCUACUCCGACAUGGUAAACCUACUGAAGCUGGAGGAGCAGCUGAGUCCGGCGUCCAGAGGUUAUCCGACCAGCCAGGAUGGAGACGAGGACACCACGUCAGUGGCGUCCGACCGCUCUGAUGAGACCUUUGACAUGUCCAAGGGAAACCUGACGCUGCUGGAGAAAGCUAUCGCCCUGGAAUCAGAGAGGGCAAAGGUCAUGAGGGACCGAAUGGUGUCCGAGCACACAGUGCCCCGCCGGGUUCACCAUCAUCACCGUGGCCACGGUGACCACAGCCAGCGGCUGAGUGGCAGCGGCGAGGAGCAAAAGUCCAGGAUGCAUCAAGACGGGCUGAGGAAGGCGUACUACCCUAAAGAUUCUUCCAGAGGCGAGAAAAAAGAAAGUAAAUGUCCGACACCAGGCUGCGACGGUACUGGUCAUGUGACUGGUCUGUACCCACAUCACCGGAGCCUGUCUGGAUGUCCUCAUAAAGACCGCGUCCCUCCUGAGAUCCUCGCCAUGUAUGAAAAUGUUUUAAAGUGCCCGACUCCUGGCUGUUCUGGACGGGGUCAUGUCAAUAGCAACAGGAACUCCCACCGCAGUCUGUCCGGGUGUCCCAUCGCUGCUGCAGAGAAGAUGGCCAAAGUCCACGAAAAGACCCACUCCACGGACAGCACCAGCAAGACCAGUCAGACGUCAGAUCGUGUCCUCAGGCCGAUGUGUUUCGUCAAGCAGCUGGAGAUUCCUCAGUAUGGUUACAAAAACAACGUUCCCACCAGUACGCCGCGGUCCAACCUGACGAAGGAGCUGGAAAAAUAUUCCAAGACCAGCUACGACUACGGUGGCUACGACGGCCAACAUGCCGGCUACGGGAAGAGAGGCCUGAACACCAAGACCCACCACGGGCGGGACACAUCCCCGAAAGGAUACGAGGUGAAACGCUACUGUAAGACGUCCAGUCCGGCCAGCAGCACCACCAGCAGCUACGCUCCCAGCAGCAGCAGCCUGAGCUGUGGAGGAGGAGGAAGAGGAGGAGGAAGAGAAGGAGGAAGCAGCGCCAGCAGCACCUGCAGUAAGAGCAGCUUCGACUACACCCAUGACAUGGAGGCGGCGCACAUGGCGGCCACGGCCAUCCUCAACCUGUCAACCCGGUGUCGGGAGCUCCCUCAUGCUCUGGGGGGGAAACCCCAGGACCUGCUGACACAGAGUCCAGAAGGUGACCUGGACGACAGCAGUGCGGUGGACGUUGCAAGUCAGCCCGGCGGUCCAGAGGGCAGCGGGACAGUGUUGACCCCCCUGCAGCCGAUGUCGCCCCAACGUCAGGCCUUGCUGAGCAGCCGCUGCUACCAGCUGACCGACACCGACUGCUGGGACCUGCCGGUGGACUACACCAAGAUGAAACAGCUCAGUGAUGAACAGGACCACAAGGAGAGCGACGAGCUGGACCCCUUCCAGGAGCUGCUGGACGAGCAGUGCUACCCGGCCGAGGUCACCAUGCCCAGCCCCAAGCACCACAAAUACCCCCCCUGCAAGGAGGGCAAGAAGGAGCUCAUCACGUUGUCCAGUUGUCAGCUGGCCGAUAAGAGCAUCCGCAGCCUGAUGACGACCAACCCACAGGAACAAAAGUGUCCAACCCCUGGCUGUGAUGGAUCCGGACACAUCACUGGAAACUACGCCUCCCACAGGAGUCUGUCCGGCUGUCCACGAGCUAAGAAAAGUGGCAUUAAAAUCCUCCACAGCAAAGAGGACAAGGACGACCAGGAGCCAAUCAAGUGUCCGGUCCCAGGCUGUGAUGGACAGGGUCAUGUGACAGGGAAGUACGCCUCACAUCGCAGUGCAUCAGGCUGUCCCCUGGCGGCCAAGAGGCAGAAGGACAGCUACGUCAACGGUUCCCAGUUUGUCUGGAAAUCUGGGAAAACCGAUGGCAUGACAUGUCCGACUCCAGGCUGCGACGGCUCGGGACACGUCAGCGGGAGCUUCCUGACCCACCGCAGUCUGUCUGGUUGUCCUCGCGCCACCUCAGCCAUGAAGAAGGCCAGGAUGAGCGGCGUGGAGAUGCUGACAAUCAAGCAGAGAGCGAGUAAAGGAAUCGAAAACGAUGAAGAAAUAAAACAGCUGGAUGAAGAAAUCAAAGAUCUGAAUGAGUCCAACAGUCAAGUAGAGUCGGACAUGAUCAAACUGAGGACACAAAUCACCACCAUGGAGACCAGCCUGAAGUCCAUGGAGGAGGAGAACAAGGUGAUGGAGCAGCAGAACGACUCUCUGCUGCAUGAGCUGGCCAACCUCAGCCAGUCGCUCAUCACCAGCCUGGCCAACAUCCAGCUUCCUCACCUGGAGCCGAUGAAUGAACAGAACUUUGACACGUAUGUGAGCACGUUGACAGACAUGUACACCCACCAGGACCAGUACCAGAGCCCGGAGAACAAGGCCCUGCUGGAGAACAUUAAACAGGCCGUCCAGGGCAUCCAGGUGUAGCCGAAUGCGCAGCAGAAAGCAGCCACGGAGGCUUGUUUGCUGCUGUAAUCUAGCAUAAAUAUUUGUUGCGCUCUCAGCUCCAUGCGUGUCUCUUUUUUACCAUGUUGCUUGUCAUUGCCUUGCUUUGAGAAACCAACCUUUUAAAGGAACAUUCACGUUUUCUACAUUUUCAUAUGACCUGAUAUAAUGUGAUGUACUGUUUCUAGCUGCUGACGUCUGCACAUUCUGGUGGAAAUGGAUGUAUUUAUUUAUUUAUUGUAAACUGGACUCAUGUCUUAUUUAAUGUGAUUUACAAACAUUUAGAAAAAAGUGGGUUUAACUAGGAGCCAAGCUGUAAAGUUUUCCUUUUUAAUGUCCGAACUAACAUUGCUGUAAAUCUUUAGAUGAACUUUAUGAGGCUUUUAAACAUCAUGACACGGAAACUUUGUGGUGCAGAUCUCACCAUCCCCCUCGGACUGUCCCGCCGACUCUGCAGACAUCGUAGGAGACAAUCUUCCAUCCUGAAUUUACUUUGUCCUCGAGCUCGCGGGACAGCGUCUCAGCAAUAUCUCUACCAUAACAUGAGUCAUUUGUUAGAUAUGGGAUGCAACCUACACGAGGAACGUUUGAGUAUAUGCAAUUUCUUAUGAAUUAAACUAGCAGGAAGCUGAGAUCUUUUUACUGUUCAUGCAUCGUGUUUUGUAGAAACCUUUUACUACGGUCGUGUUUUUGGGUUGGAGGACUUUGGUUCUGUCAUGUACGCCUUUGCACAGGGAUGCUUUGUUUCCAUGUUUUGAUGUUUUAUGUUGGAGAAAGGGGCUCAGCAGGCUAACGCAUCUGUAGAAAUGUUUCCUCUCUGACAGCUUCUCUGGACUUACAGGGUCAGACUCUCUUUGUAAAUUGCGCUCAUUCUCUGGAAAAUGUCUUUUCAGUCAUCACUGAGCCCGAGCCGAGCACCUCUUCAUUAUAAAAAAGACUUUAGUUGUUAAGAAAAAACAGAAAAGGAG